Condylura cristata (star-nosed mole) is the source of this 2918-nucleotide messenger RNA. RefSeq names its product junctophilin 1 (gene JPH1). The coding region runs from base 189 to 2168 and encodes 659 amino acids. Lineage: Eukaryota; Metazoa; Chordata; Mammalia; Eulipotyphla; Talpidae. The transcript has 6 exons. Gene Ontology annotation, cellular component: junctional membrane complex; sarcoplasmic reticulum; plasma membrane. The record is from RefSeq and is a predicted model, not a curated record.
GGCAGCAGCGGCUAAAGAAGAGGGGAGGACGGAGGCGGCGUCGGACUGGAGCCGAGCGGCUGCACUAGCAGCCCGGGGCGCUGUCGUGAGCUCGCCGGCUGGGCCCCCACCCCAGAGCUACACCCUGCCGUGCCCAGCCCUGCCCGCGUCGGUGCCCCCGCGGGGAGCGCGCCGAGGCUGCCCCCCGAAUGACGGGCGGAAGGUUCGACUUCGACGAUGGCGGCACCUACUGCGGCGGCUGGGAGGAGGGCAAGGCGCACGGGCAUGGCAUCUGCACGGGGCCCAAGGGCCAGGGCGAGUACUCGGGUUCCUGGUCGCACGGCUUCGAGGUGGUCGGAGGUUACACCUGGCCCAGCGGCAACACCUACCAGGGCUACUGGGCGCAGGGCAAGCGGCACGGGCUGGGGGUGGAAACGAAGGGCAAGUGGAUGUACCGGGGGGAGUGGUCACAUGGUUUCAAGGGGCGCUACGGGGUCCGGCAGAGCCUGUGCACCCCCGCACGCUACGAGGGUACCUGGAGUAACGGGCUGCAGGACGGGUACGGCGUGGAGACCUACGGGGACGGAGGUACCUACCAGGGCCAAUGGGCUGGCGGCAUGCGACAUGGCUACGGCGUGCGCCAGAGCGUGCCCUACGGCAUGGCCACUGUGAUCCGGUCCCCGCUGCGCACCUCACUGGCCUCGCUGCGCAGUGAGCAGAGCAACGGCAGUGUGCUCCACGAUGCAGCUGCUGCAGCAGAAAGCCCAGCGGGUACCCGCGGUGGCUUUGUGCUCAAUUUCCACGCAGACGCCGAGCUCCCAGGCAAAAAGAAGGGUGGCCUCUUUCGAAGGGGCUCCCUCCUAGGAAGCAUGAAACUUCGCAAGUCUGAAUCCAAGUCUUCCAUCUCAAGCAAGCGCAGCUCUGUCCGCAGCGAUGCGGCCAUGAGCAGAAUUAGUUCCAGUGAUGCCAACUCCACAAUCAGCUUCGGCGACAUAGAUUGUGAUUUUUGCCCCGUGGAAGACCAUGUUGAUGCCACCACCACGGAAACCUAUAUGGGCGAAUGGAAGAACGACAAGCGAAACGGUUUUGGCAUUAGCGAGCGCUCCAAUGGCAUGAAGUAUGAAGGCGAGUGGGCAAAUAACAAGAGGCAUGGAUAUGGCUGCACUGUGUUUCCUGACGGCUCUAAAGAAGAGGGAAAGUACAAAAAUAAUAUCCUGGUCCGUGGAAUAAGGAAGCAACUUAUACCCAUACGAAAUACAAAAACUAGGGAGAAAGUGGACAGAGCAAUUGAAGGAGCACAGAGGGCUGCUGCCAUGGCGAGAACCAAAGUGGAAAUAGCAAAUUCAAGGACCGCACAUGCGAGAGCAAAAGCCGACGCCGCUGACCAGGCUGCACUGGCCGCCCGGCAGGAGUGUGACAUCGCCAGAGCUGUGGCCCGGGAGCUGUCUCCUGACUUCUACCAACCAGGCCCAGAUUAUAUCAAACAGAGAUUUCAGGAAGGUGUAGAUGCUAAAGAAAAUCCAGAAGAGAAGGUCCCAGAAAAGUCACCUACCCCAAAGGAAUCUCCUCAUUUUUAUCGCAAAGGCACGACACCACCAAGGUCUCCUGAGCCAAGUCCCAAACAGAGUCGCUCUCCACAGCCUUCCCCAAAAUCCACAAAGAAGCAGAACCCCAGCUCAAGGGCAAGACAUAACCAAGACAAAAGGAGUGUGGCCGAUGAGCAGGUGACAGCUAUUGUCAAUAAGCCCUUGAUGUCAAAGGCUCCGUCAAAGGAAGCAGGCCUGCCACCAUCCAAGUACUCUGGCCGCCACCACAUCCCUAACCCCAGUAAUGGGGAGCUGCACUCUCAGUACCAUGGCUACUACGUGAAACUGAAUGCCCCCCAGCACCCUCCAGAUGAAGCAGAGGAAAACAGCAGAUCGAGCCAAUCUUCCUCAGCACUGGUGCACAAGCCAUCACCCAACAAGUGGAAUGCCCCUAAAUCUGUGACAAAAUCAGUUGCCAAAGAAAGCAAAGCUGAGCCAAAAGCUAAGAAGUCUGAACUUGCUAUACCAAAGAAUCCAGCAAGCAACGAAUCGUACCCUUCUUUGGAAAAGGAAGCUAAUUCAGGCCCUAAUUCAGUCAUGAUUGUCCUCGUCAUGCUGUUGAAUAUCGGCUUGGCCAUUCUCUUUGUUCACUUUCUAACUUGAUUGGAAUAAAGAGUAGGGAGCUGGGGAAACAAACGACAGCCUGAGGAAUGCGGUCGGAGGAUUGUGUUGCUGUGGCCGCGGUUCCAACAUUCACUCCUAUCUCAUUAGAAGAAAUAGGUAGCAGCCUCACUCACCAGUCUUAUGCCAUGACCUGCUGCUUUAACAUCUCCUGGAAUGUUCUGGGAGAGAACGUUGCGUUUGCUUGUGCACGACUAUGUUCAUUUUUGCUGUUGAUUUAAAUAUGAUGUAUAGUCACCUACAACGUGUGGGCCUGGCUGGAUGAAACGUACAUGUGCUGCAGCUCAAGGAAAAGAGACAACAGAAUUCUGGAGUAAAUGUGUUUGAUAGCAAUACAUUAUUUCUCGUGUCAUUUGGUCUUCCUACACCUGUAAAAAUCUUUACAAUUUGAAGGUAUUAACCUUCCUAUUGAAAGUAUAUUUAGCAAGAUGAAUUAUUUAUGCACCUGGGAGAUGCUAAAUUUUAAAAGCUGAAAGACAACAGAAUUCUAAGAAGUGUAGUCAAAACGUUGCAUGGAUUGCAGUAAUCAGUGUAUAAAGGAUCUAGUUUCAUUGCUGACGUACUUUACAACCAAAUAAAAUCUUGUCAGUGGCUAUGUUAAUUCCCAUGAAAGUUAAGCAAGAUGCUAUUAAUAACUGCUUUUUUUUUUUCAACAAAUUUUUGUUGAAUACAUUCAGGUAGAGCAUAAAGGUUUGUUAAGUCACUGCUUCUCAAUCUUAUGCCUUUCAUGUU